Molecule: messenger RNA, 1197 nt
Organism: Recurvomyces mirabilis
Lineage: Eukaryota; Fungi; Ascomycota; Dothideomycetes; Mycosphaerellales; Teratosphaeriaceae
Gene: PEX14
Product: peroxisomal membrane protein pex14
Exons: 2
Coding region: 1-1197 (398 amino acids)
Biological process (GO): protein import into peroxisome matrix, docking
Cellular component (GO): peroxisomal membrane; peroxisomal importomer complex
Molecular function (GO): signaling receptor binding
Source: RefSeq, a predicted model, not a curated record
AUGGUGCGAGAGGAUCUGAUCGAAGGCGCCAUCACUUUCCUCCAAGAUCCCUCAGUAGCCUCUGCACCCGUCGAUCAGAAGAUAGCCUUCCUCCGCUCCAAGAACCUCACACAAGAAGAGAUAGACGCCUCGCUCGCCCGGGUCGGCCAACCCCAAACACAACCACCACAAUCUAACUACAGCCCACAACAACAAUACCCUCAACAGCCCCAACAAUAUGCCUACCAACAGCAGCAACAGCCGCCCCCAUACUGGAAUCAACAACCACUUGAACCACCGCGACGAGACUGGCGAGACUGGUUCAUCGUGGCAACGGUAGUAGGAGGCGUAGGAUACGCCACAUACUGGACUGCAAAACGUUAUAUAUACCCGCUCAUCGCACCUCCCACCCCACCACAACUCGAAGCAGACAAAGCCAGUAUAGACGCUUCUUUCGACAAAGCAUUUGCUCUCCUUGAUCAGCUAGCCACCAAUACACAGGAAUUAAAGGUCAGCGAGAAAGUGCGAACAGAGCGAUUGGAUGCUGCGCUUAGUGAUGUCGAAGCUGUGCUCGAGAAGCUCAAACAAGCUAAUGAAGAUCGAGAGCGAGAGGGCAAGGGUAUGGCACGGGAGCUGUCGGAGGUGCACGAACAGAUCCCAAAGGCAUUGGAGAAGGAGAGGAGAAAUCAGGAUGAUAGAUUGCAGGAGUUGACGGGAGAGAUGAAGAGCUUGAAGACGCUUGUGGCGAACCGCAUGCAGGCGCCUCCUGCUCCGACACAGCAGCAGCAGACGGGGCAGAGACCCAUGUCGUCGUAUGCUUCGCAGCAGACGCCGCAGACGAAUGGCACAUCUGCCCCUUCUGCGCCGGCAAGCUCAACCACAGACAGUAGUACUUCGGUCAAUGGCUCGACGACAGAGAUUGAGAAGCCCGCUUCCGUGUUGCCCGAGAGGUCAGCGACGAGCAGUCCAUACGGCAGGAUGCUGGGUGGCAAAGCACAAAUCCCUGCCUGGCAAAUGGCGGCGAAGAAGCGCAACGAGGAGGCCAAUGGUGUUGAGAAGGAUGGUUCGGGUACAGAUGGCACGAGUGCGCCUGAGCCAAGACCGGCGGAGAAAGUGGCAUUGUUCUGGCGAGUCCUGACUGUGCACUGGUUUGCCUCUAUCCCCGAUUAUACACAUCCAAGCUUUCCCAUCCUGUUCGCUUUUAGGAUACAAGCCUAG